AUCGAAUUCCUUACCUAGUGAGAAUCUUGGCCCACAUAUGAGUCGAUAAACGCCUUUUAAUAAAAUGGUUUAGAACACAAACAAAAAGGAAAUUUCUUAAUUGUAACUUGGAAGGUUAUUUAUAGAGACCUCAUCUCUUGUAGUAAGAAUAACUUUUCACUAGCUCUAUUUAAUUUGAAAAUAUAAAAGUUCAAAUAGCUUCCACUACUGACAUACAUUUGAACUAAUGAUAUGAUUCAUUUAAAUUAUUAAAUAGCUCAGAAUUAUAUCAACAAAAAGAGAUCUAUUGAAUAUAAUAUUAUAUUCCCUGAUGAGUGAUUGGUAAUUAUUGAAUUAUAAUUAAGCCAAAGCAUCAGCAAUUGCAAAUGAAGACCCUAUUAAAUAAUAUUUAGAUUAUAAUAAUAUGUCAGAUUCAGAAAGUUACUAUCAAACUGGUCUCAUUAAUGGAGCUAAUCAGGAUGAAGAAAGUCAACCUAAAAAUUUGUACGAUCAUAGAGGUCAGUUGAAUCCUAAUCAUGAACUUGUAAAACCUGCAGCUCCUACUUCUCACGAUGUUGAUGAUGUUACCGUUGAAAAUAAUCCAGUUACCAUUGGUAAAUCUUCAAGAAAAGCUAGUUCGAAUUCAAGAUCAAGAUCCGGGUCUGGAUCUACCAUUGGCUUAGAUUCUUCUGUACCAAUUAAUGCUAUUCCUAAAAGAAAGCCGAGGAGCAAUUCUAUUUCAAAUAUUAGUACCAAUGAUAGUGUAGGUUCAGAUGCUUUUAAAAAGGAUAGAACAAUGUCUAGAGUAUCUAUCGAUAGUGAAGCAGAUUCUCAUGCAUCUAGAUCUUCUCAGGAAACUGAAGAAGAUGUUUGUUUCCCAAUGUCAAGAGAACAUAUCAGAAUUAAUGGUAUUGAUUUUGAUGAAAUUGAAGAAUUCAUUAAAGAAGAAAGAGAUCAACAGAAUUUAUUGAGAGAUCAACAGUAUUUAAACGAUCAAGGUUCGAGUUCUGAUGCUAGAUCUACUGGCACAAGCAUAAACAAACCAAGUUCUUCUGCGUUGAAAUACACACCCAAGAAUAUUUUGAAGAAUACAAAUACAGCUUUGACUAAGUUAAAGUCAAGAUUAACUGGUGUUGAUAAUGAGGAAAUCAGUUCUUUACAAUCUCUUCAUUCUGGAAAUGAUUCUCCUAUUGAAUUAGAAAAGUUCCAUUAUAAGGUGGAUGAUCACCAUAAAGGAAGAAUCGAACACGAGUUUGCUGAAGUUUCUGAUGGUGUCAAAAUCGAAGGAGCAGUUGAUGCGCAUGUUAAUAUUGACAGAUUUUCAUUCUUCACAUCCGAUUCUGACGAAACAGUCCAUGUUGCAGAUAUUCCUUCUUUAGUGAAACGGGGUCAAACAGUUAGAGAGUUGUUUAGAAAUGGAGAACCAACUUGGUGGUUAGAUUGUACUUGUCCAACAGAUGUUGAAAUGAAAGUGUUGGCUAAGGCGUUUGGAAUCCAUCCUUUGACAGCUGAAGAUAUUAGAAUGCAAGAAGCUCGUGAAAAGGUCGAACUAUUCAGAAACUAUUAUUUUGUUUGUUUCCAUACUUUUGAAGCAGACAAGGAAUCUGAAGAUUACUUAGAACCAAUCAAUGUUUAUAUGGUUGUAUUUAGAGAAGGGAUCUUAACAUUUCAUUUCUCUCCAAUCACACAUCCAGCCAAUGUUAGAAGAAGAGUUCGUCAAUUGAGAGACUAUGUUGAAGUCACAGCUGAUUGGUUAUGUUAUGCCUUAAUCGAUGACAUUACCGAUUCCUUCGCACCAGUCAUCACGGGUAUUGAGUAUGAAGCUGACGCUAUAGAGGACUCGGUUUUUCUUGCCAGAGAAGCAGACUUCGAAAUAAUGUUAUCCAGAAUUGGAGAAUCUAGAAGAAAAGUCAUGACACUUAUGAGAUUAUUAUCUGGUAAAGCAGAUGUCAUUAAGAUGUUCGCUAAGAGAUGUCAAGACGAAGCAUCAUCUUUUGUUAAUCAUAGCGAAAGCAUGGAUAUUGGAGAAUUAACAGGAAUUAGAAAAGAUCAAGGGAUGACUAACGAGUCACCAUCUCCUACAUCAGGUGGUGUUAGUUUUGGACCCGCACCUGGAGCAUCUGCUGCUGUGUUGGAACCAGUUAAUCAAUGGCAAUUCCAAACCCAAGGUAAUAGAACACAACCAAGGGCUGAUAUCGCAUUAUAUUUAGGUGAUAUUCAAGAUCAUGUGGUUACCAUGUUCCAAAAUUUAGCAGCAUAUGAAAAGAUUUUCUCUAGAAGUCAUGCAAACUAUUUAGCUCAAUUACAAGUUGAAUCCGUUAAAUCAAAUAAUCGGAUUACUGAUAUGUUAUCAAGAGUUUCAUUAAUUGGUACUGUUUUGAUCCCUUUGAAUAUUAUAACAGGUUUAUUUGGGAUGAAUGUAACUGUUCCUGGCGAGCAAACUGGAAAACUUGGUUGGUUUUUCGGUAUAGUUGGUUUCAUGGUUAUUGUAGCCAGUUGUUGUUACUUUUUAGGUAGAGCCUGGGUUAAUAGAGUUUUGGUAGAUGAAAGAAGAGUACCAGUUCAAGGUACAGUCAGGUCUAUCAAGAGUUUUGGCUUGAGAAGAAAUGCUGGAGCAAAGUCAAUUAUCAGUUUCCCCAAUAGAUACGAAUAGAUUAGAAUUCUUGCCUUUUUUUCUCUUUAAUUAUUUACAUAUUUAUAUUUGUAUUAUUUAAACUCAAAUAUAGCAUUACUGUCUAAGCUAAG
This is a messenger RNA of Scheffersomyces amazonensis, 2724 nucleotides long. Its product is annotated as magnesium transporter CorA family protein. The coding region runs from base 404 to 2632 and encodes 742 amino acids. The transcript has a single exon. Gene Ontology annotation, biological process: magnesium ion transmembrane transport; intracellular magnesium ion homeostasis. The record is from RefSeq and is a predicted model, not a curated record. Gene Ontology annotation, cellular component: plasma membrane. NCBI's taxonomy places the organism in Eukaryota, Fungi, Ascomycota, Pichiomycetes, Serinales, Debaryomycetaceae. Gene Ontology annotation, molecular function: magnesium ion transmembrane transporter activity.